AUGGGAGGUGACCUUCGACCUGGCGGGGCAAUGGCGAAGCAAAGGCACGUUGUCCCAGCUCUUCGCGGGCUGAGCACACUGAAGACUGCAGAUGCCAUCUGUCCUGAAGGGCCUGUCUCAGCACCCUCGCGGCUGCGCCGGGCGGGUUCCUUGCCCUUCCUGCCCUCCCUCCGGUCCGUGCGGCGGUCCGUUGUGGGCCUCCUCUCGUCCCGUGGGUCGCGGUCGGAGGUUGGCAACAAGUUGGCGGUUGCCACGCAGGACUCCAAGCCUGUUGGCUCCCUCCCGGAGUUGGAGAGAUGCAAGAAAGCUCCAGGACCCCGAAGAGCAGACGGCCAGCCCAGGCCAGCCCUGGAGGACGCUGCGCAGGAGGCCAGAAAAGCCUGGAAGGGCUUGGAUGCCUCCAACCACACUGGCAACCAGAUGCCGCGGGACCAGGAACUGGAAAAUUUGGUGGACAUUUUGAUCCGCGAAGUGUACCAGGAGCAGCUGCCCUGCGAAUU
Messenger RNA from Symbiodinium natans, 500 nucleotides. NCBI's taxonomy places the organism in Eukaryota, Dinophyceae, Suessiales, Symbiodiniaceae. The record is from the annotation of a GenBank genome assembly.